AUGUUCGAACGCCACGCAGAGGCCGCCGAUGAUGGGGCGGGCGGAGGGGGCCGGAACGAGGACGACAUGGUUCACAGCGCCAAGAUGGGAGGUGCCCUCAAGAUUCUGGAGCGGAUGGUAAACCAGAACGCGGAGGACGAGAUCUUCCAAGACUUCAAGUACUGGGAGGACGCAUCGGAUCAUUUCCGUGAGGGCGAGGGAUCUUUGCUCCCCCUGUGGCGCUUCAGCACGGACAGGACCAAGAGGAAGCAGGUGACGGCCCUAGCGUGGAACCCGCAGUACCCUGAUCUGUUCGCGGCAGCCUACGGCAGCUACGACUUCAUGCGCCAGGGCAGCGGGAUGGUGUGUUGCUUCAGCUUGAAAAACACCAGCCACCCGGAGUACACCUUCGGCACCGAGAGCGGGGUUAUGUGCCUCGACUUCCACCCGGUGCACAACUCCUUGCUGGCGGUUGGCUGCCACGACGGCACCGUCAUGGUUUUCGACGUCAGACACAAAGCGAACCGCCCCAUCUACUCCUCUAGCAUCAAGACGGGCAAGCACACGGACCCCGUGUGGCAGGUGUAUUGGCAAAGUGACGACCAGCCCAAGGAGCUGAACUUUUUCAGCAUUUCCUCCGACGGCCGGGUGGCCAGUUGGGUCAUGUCCAAGAACGAGCUUAAAAUGGAGCCGGUCAUGCAGCUCAAACUCGUCAACACUAUCAAGGACGACCCGGAGGAGACCUCUCUCUCCGGGCUGGCUGGGGGCUGCUGCUUCGACUUCAACCGGCACAGCGAGCACCUCUUCCUCGUGGGCACCGAGGAAGGGAAGAUCCACAAGUGCUCAAAGGCGUACAGCGGGCAGUAUCUCGAGACGUACGAGGGGCACAACAUGGCCGUCUACACGCUCAGGUUCGCAGAAAGGAGGGGAGAAGGAUAG
Ectocarpus sp. CCAP 1310/34 is the source of this 918-nucleotide messenger RNA. Lineage: Eukaryota; Phaeophyceae; Ectocarpales; Ectocarpaceae. The record is from the annotation of a GenBank genome assembly.